Messenger RNA from Medicago truncatula (barrel medic), 1395 nucleotides. Its product is annotated as F-box/kelch-repeat protein At3g23880. The record is from RefSeq and is a predicted model, not a curated record. NCBI's taxonomy places the organism in Eukaryota, Viridiplantae, Streptophyta, Magnoliopsida, Fabales, Fabaceae. Bases 44 to 1129 code for a protein of 361 amino acids. Gene Ontology annotation, molecular function: protein binding. The transcript has a single exon.
UAAAAACACCACUGUCUUUCACUCUGAAUCUGAGCUUUUGGAUAUGACGGAAAGCCUAACACCCGCUCUUCCGUUCGAUCUGGUGGCAGAAAUCCUGUGCCUGCUCCCCGUGAAACACCUCCUUCAACUCCGUUGCGUCUGCAAGUCAUGGAAUUAUCUUAUCUCUCAUGAUUCCAAUUUCGCCAAGAAGCAACUUCGUUUGUCAACCUCCAACCACGACCGCCGGCACCUCAUCCUAACCCCUACAAGCUUCUCAAGUGAGUUCCUUCUGUGUUAUUUCCCAGUUUCCUCUGUUUUCAGCAACUCUGUGUCCACCCAACUUAUUAGGUACCCUCUUAUUAUCAACUAUGGAGACAGUUUUGGGGAGGUUUCCACCUGUCACGGCAUGCUCUGUUUUGGAAUAGAUGAAUCUUUAGCUCUUUUAUGCAACCCUUCCAUUAGAAAAUUUAAGAUAUUGCCUCCUUUACAAAAUCAAAAUCCUUACCGAAGCUAUUUACAAACGUUUUAUACCUUAGUGUACGAUCGUUUUACUGAUAAUUAUAAGGUUAUCACUGUUUCUUUCUGUAAGAAAGUAGAAGUUAAUACUCAUACUUUGGGUACUGAUUAUUGGAAAAGGAUUCAGGACAUCCCAUAUCAAUGCUUCAUUCAAGGAUUGGGAGUAUUUGUCAGUGACACUGUUAAUUGGUUGGCUUAUGAUAUUUGUAGUUCUUUAUGGCACAUUGUUUCUCUUGAUUUAAACAAGGAGUCAUAUCGAAAGCUUUUGCAACCUCUUUAUAAUGAGCGAUUAAACACUAGUAUUACCUUGGAGGUGUUGAGGGAUUGUUUGUGCAUCCUUUCUCAUGGCGACAAGUUUUCUGAUAUUUGGAUUAUGAAAGAAUAUGGAAAUGAAGAGUCUUGGACUAAAUUGUUCAGUAUUCCUUACAUGGAAGGUCGUGGUUUUCUUGGCUAUUGCCAGUCAGUAUAUAUUUCGGAAGAUGACCAAGUUUUGAUGCAGUUUCUAAAGAUGGGGAAAUUCAGUUUGCUUGUCUAUGAUUCCAAAAAUGAUACUUUGAAGAUUCCUGAAAUUCAAAACGUUAAUGGUCGGAUGACACCAAACACCUACAUUGAGAGUUUGAUAUCACCUUUUUAGUAUUUUUAUUACGAUUUAGAUGUUAUGUUAUGUGACCCGAGCUAGAGACUCAACCACAACCUAUAUGUUAUUUUCUAAUCUUGUUAUUUAUAUUUAUGCUAUGCUUGUUCUGGGUACCGGUGGCUCCACGGUUUAUUGUUAGUUUAUAGGCUAUGUAAUCCGCGGUUUGAGAAAUUGCUAUGUUAUUUUCAUUUAUUUCUUAGUUAGAGUUGUUGGUUCGGUCAUUGUCGAUUAUGUUUUAUAUAGCUUACAAUCAUUUAUCAUUA